GAUCUCAGGUUGGGUGUGUGCAGUGCAGCCCCAGCCCCUACACAAAGGGGAGUAACCCAUCACACGGACGCUGUUAUAGUGAAAAAUCACAAAAGAUAGUCGCCAAAAUAAGAAAUAAAACUAUUUUCUGCUGUGAAAAUGUCGUACAUACCCGGUCAGCCUGUCUCAGUGGUUGUGCAACGAAUUGAAAUUCAAAAACUACGAGAUGGGGAUAAUUUAAUAUUAGGGUUCAGCAUCGGAGGAGGAAUCGACCAGGAUUCGAACCAGAACCCGUUCUCUGAAGAUAAAACUGAUAAGGGAAUCUAUGUAACACGUGUGGGUAAAGGGGGACCUGCAGAGGUGGCUGGACUCAGGAUCGGAGACAAAAUCAUGCAGGUGAAUGGGUGGGACAUGACAAUGGUCACACACGAUCAGGCACGAAAAAAACUCACCAAGAAGAACGAAGACGUGGUCAGGCUUCUCGUCACUAGAAGAUCUCUUGAGGAUGUAGUUAGACAUUCCAUGAUGCAAUAACCAACACACUAAUUGAAACAAAUGAAUGUGGUUAUGGGUUUAUCACAAGUUUUGGAGCAUGUUUUAAUAAAAGAAAUGUACACCUUCCCACAACCAAAGAGUGAUGCCAAGAAAUCAUUUCAGACUCUCAUAAUGAACUACAAGAACUUUUCAAUCAGUCACCUCGGUUAUUAUUAUGUUUUUAAUGUAUUGAACUCUGAACCAACAUAUGUAUCUCUAUAAUUACUACUAUUUUAUUAGUAAAUGCAGUAUAUGCAUUCCGUAAUUGACAUAACUAAUUUCAUGUGUGUCUUGAACCAUCUAUACUCUUGAAUGUAAUGUGUAUCUCUGCCUGUUAUUAGUAUUUGCAAAAUCAAGUGAUGCAGGAAAUUAGAACACAUCUCUACUUAUAUGACCACUAAUUUUAAUGUUAUGUUGUGGGUUGUAACACUUUUUUUAUAAUACGAUUUUGCAUUUGAUUAAACAUAUUAGCGCAAUGAUACAAUUGAAUUAUUAUCGCUUUAUGAUCCGCAUCUGAAAGAUAAGCACCUGUAUAGCUGCCAGGCACAAUAACACUGCAAUUUUGUAUUUAGCAAUAGUUAUGUUUUCUUAUUUCACCGUUUUGUUUUAAAAAACCUUUUUGAUACAGACUUUUUGGCAUUUGAUUGUAUAUUUUCACUUUCCCAGAGAAUAAAAGACUCUUCUAUCA
This is a messenger RNA of Triplophysa dalaica, 1201 nucleotides long. It is a transcript of the gene tax1bp3, whose product is annotated as Tax1 (human T-cell leukemia virus type I) binding protein 3. Gene Ontology annotation, molecular function: protein binding. Gene Ontology annotation, cellular component: postsynaptic density; postsynaptic membrane; adherens junction. NCBI's taxonomy places the organism in Eukaryota, Metazoa, Chordata, Actinopteri, Cypriniformes, Nemacheilidae. The transcript has 4 exons. Gene Ontology annotation, biological process: neurotransmitter receptor transport postsynaptic membrane to endosome; neurotransmitter receptor transport, endosome to postsynaptic membrane. Bases 139 to 513 code for a protein of 124 amino acids. The record is from RefSeq and is a predicted model, not a curated record.